Lichtheimia ornata is the source of this 1086-nucleotide messenger RNA. RefSeq lists its product as uncharacterized. Lineage: Eukaryota; Fungi; Mucoromycota; Mucoromycetes; Mucorales; Lichtheimiaceae. The transcript is spliced from 5 exons. Gene Ontology annotation, biological process: phospholipid transport; establishment of mitochondrion localization; mitochondrial outer membrane translocase complex assembly. Bases 1 to 1086 code for a protein of 361 amino acids. Gene Ontology annotation, cellular component: ERMES complex; SAM complex. The record is from RefSeq and is a predicted model, not a curated record.
AUGUACGACUUUAUGGAAUAUUGCCUUCGAUGUUAUUAUCGCUCAACGGGAUGGCGAGAAGAAAACCAGUAUUCAAACUUAUGCUCGUGGUCGAGGACUCUACUUGACUUUUAUACACCUCGAGGACUCUCAUUGUACCUUUCGAAGCUCCCAACGCCCCAAUUCAAACCAUCGUAUACCAUGAACGCUCUCCCUUCACUCAAUGGCAGCAUCGGCUACCUGUACACUUCUCAACCUCUUGACAUUGGCACGAGUGCAACAGUCGAUUUCCAGGACUUGGUUGAUCGCUUUCGCAUAGUAGAGCCAACAGAUACCAACAAAGAUGCCAUCAAUCAUUAUCUACUGUAUGGUCGUAUGUCAUUCCCCGGGUCACGUCUUGAAGCCAUGUAUGUUCGACGGCUGUCGCCCCAUCUACAAUGUUUAAUUACUGCUGUAAAUCAACCACGUCUUCCAGGCCAGCCUCAGAUGGCCAUGCAGCUGCAAUAUGAUGUCGGCAAAUGGUGCUCUGAAUGCUCAUAUACCACCGAUGAUGGCCUUCUUGGUGUGCGUGCGCUAUACAACUUUGGGCAGCAGGAAAUUGCAUUGGAUGGAAAUGCUAGCAAUGUAGCAGCUGGUAUCCAGGGCCAAUGGGCAUUGGGAACCGAGUUAUAUUAUGGCACAUUGGAUAAGAGCGGUGGACUAUCGAUCGGUUUACGUUAUCACACAUUACCAUCGGCUGGCACCCCUCCCAUCUGCUUCACCUAUACGCUGAAUCCUUUGGUGGGUCACAUGUCAACCGCGUAUGUAGCACAAGUCUCGAAGGAAUUAGCCAUGUGCUCUCGAUACGACUUCAGCAUAUAUUCAUACGAAAGUGAUCUUGCACUUGGAUUCGAAUACCGCACCAAGAAUGACAGAGAUCCUGGUAAAGACAAGACUCAAAAGUUGGAAGGCUUAAUCAAAGCAAGGAUCGGCUUUACAGAGGGUCUUGCAUUGAUGUGGGAAGGGCGAUUGAAGAAUACCUUGUUUAGCAUUGGUUUAACGGCGGAUCUAUCAAGUCGCUCAAGUCCUAUUCGUACCAUUGGCUUAGAAAUGCAAUACUUUUCUUAA